Hypanus sabinus (Atlantic stingray) is the source of this 6047-nucleotide messenger RNA. RefSeq names its product NACHT, LRR and PYD domains-containing protein 3-like. Gene Ontology annotation, molecular function: protein binding. The record is from RefSeq and is a predicted model, not a curated record. The transcript has 12 exons. NCBI's taxonomy places the organism in Eukaryota, Metazoa, Chordata, Chondrichthyes, Myliobatiformes, Dasyatidae. Gene Ontology annotation, cellular component: cytoplasm. The coding region runs from base 1412 to 4876 and encodes 1154 amino acids.
UGUGUUUCUUUGACCCUAACAUCUGAGAGUAUUUGGUGUAAAAUCCAGCUCCCCGUACUAACACGGGUUAUACUGACCAAGGAUCAUACUGCCGGAGGAACACAGUGGGUCGGGCAGCGACUCUGGAGGGAAAUGGACCGUCACAAUUACUGGCCGAGACCCUCCCACUGGACUGAGAGUAGACAGGAAAUAUUCAGAGAAAAGCGGUGAGGGGUGGGGAUGGGGCAAGAGCUGGGGAGAGAGAGAUGGAUCCAGGUGAGGGGGAGGUGGAAAUAGUGACGGGGGGGGGAAUGUGAGUUGUGGGGGCAACACGGGGCUGCAGAAAUAGAAUUUAAUACCAUGGAGGAUUAUAAGAAGUUCGAGAGUGUUUGCUUCAGAGAUUCACCAGACUAUUUCCUGGAGGACGAUGGAGUCUCAGUGAUCAUCUUCACAUAAAACAGAGGCCGGCGGAUGUGUGGAGACCGAAGGGAUCGAGGAAAUGAGGAUCGGGCAGAAACAUGUGGGCUGAGAUGGGAGAGCAUCCGCCAUCUUGUUGAUGGUUGGAGGGGCUGAAUGACCUCCUCCUGCUGUUUCUCACUUGAUGUUACAGUGUUCCUGUCCAGUGAGGCUCCGGAGGAUUGUGAAUAGAAAUUACUGUUUAUAAACAUACAAGUGAUUUCAAUGAAACCCGCUCAAUUCCUGUUCGGGUGGGCAUUGUGUACCGGACCGGGAGGGAAUCGAACCCGGAAAGCUCCAGGAAACGGGAGGCGAAGCGAUGGGGACGGGAAAGAUACAGAGGGGAAAAUUAAAAAUGUAGCUGGUGUAAGUAUGAACUAAGGUUUAAAAUGCGGCAGUUAGUUCGCGCAGUGAGUGAGGGGCGAGGAGCAGAGUCGCCGGUUCAGGAGGUAGUCCCUCCACCCGUCAUGUGAUCCAGCGUCUGGCUCCCAUUUCAAACACAGAUCUGCAGCAUCUGACGUUCUCGCUUCCGAGGCCCCGCCCGGCUCUCACAGUCUCCGGAUGGGCGGUGCUUUUCUUUCCGUCCUCUGUUGAAGCGGGUCGUCGGCGGCGAGCUGGUGGACCCAUCGCUGUCUGCGGGACAAAUUGAUCAGGUUCUCAUCGGUGAGCAUUGAGGCCGGUCAUCAGGGGUGAACGCGACCAACAAUUUCCCAUCGUUAGACCUGUGUUGAGAGAUUUAUUGGAAGGAAAACCCACGACUGGAAGAAAUCACAACUGACGACGAGGGAACAGCAACAAGUGAACCAGUUCGAGAACUGAGGGCACCAACUGGAGAGAAACCGUCUGAAUCAGAGUUUCCAUUGACUCACUCAGGAGAAAGUUUGCUCAGAUCAUCAGCAGAAGGCGGCGCUGUCCUGCACCGGGAUCAGAGUGUAAACAAGACGACGACAAUCAACAACCGUCAGUCAGAAUCAGAAUGGCUACAGGUGGGAAAUUAAAUCGGGUACCGAAAGUACUCAAGAGGCUUUUACCAGGCAGCUCAUCGAGGGAAAAUGAUCGGGAUACGGGAAGCAAGGUUCCAAAGCAGGGUCAGAUUGAGAGCAAUGUCCCAAUGGAAUGCGGUCCGGCCGCAGAGGAGGAGAAGCAAAUUCAGCCCAGAGACAGUGACGUCAGAGACACUGAGCAGGUCCCUGGAACCGGCACAAGUGAGGCGACUGCCUGUCAGCCCAGAGACAGUGACGUCAGAGACACUGAGCAGGACCCUGGAACCGGCACAAGUGAGGCAACUGCCUGUCAGCCCAGAGACACUGACGUCAGAGACACUGAGCAGGUCCCUGGAACCGGCACAAGUGAGGCGACUGCCUGUCAGCCCAGAGACAGUGACGUCAGAGACACUGAGCAGGUCCCUGGAACCGGCACAAGUGAGGCGACUGCCUGUCAGCCCAGAGACAGUGACGUCAGAGACACUGAGCAGGACCCUGGAACCGGCACAAGUGAGGCAACUGCCUGUCAGCCCAGAGACAGUGACGUCAGAGACACUGAGCAGGACCCUGGAACCGGCACAAGUGAGGCGACUGCCUGUCAGCCCAGAGACAGUGACGUCAGAGACACUGAGCAGGACCCCAGAACCGGCACAAGUGAGGCGACUGCCUGUCAGCUCGGAAACUCAUUAAACACGGAAUUGUCGAGUGCCCAACAGGGAGUGGAGUUUACAAUCUCCGACCUCCUGGCAGAGGGGGGCGAGUAUCGACUGUACCAACUGACCAAGUUCUACAGGGACAGACUCAAACAUGCAAUUGAAGAGAAAGUUGAACGACUCGGUUGGAUGUUGACAAAGGAUGGACAUUUCAGUCGAGAAGAAAAUGAGAAAGUCACUGAACUGACGGAGAAGGGAAACCGGACAGAGAGUUCCAGACUCUUCCUCAGUUUGGUGAAUGGCAAAGGCUCCCGGGCCCGACGGGCGAUGUGGGAAUCCUUUGUGAUGUGGAGGACUGAGUUACCGAAGUUGGACAGGAUACUGAGGGAGAUACAGGAGCUCGGUCCUGACCCAGAGGAAUACAUGAACAUCGCACAAGGGUUGUCUGAGUUACCCACUGAACUGACAGAUGUUCAACAGAAACACAAGGAGACUCUGCGGGCACAAACUGAAACACUGAGAGUGAAUACGAUCCUGAUGAGUGAGAAGGUGAAGGUUUUCCAGCUGCUUGAUCGAUACACAAAGCUCACGGUCAUUUCUAGUCUUCGAGAUCGGAGACUGGUGGAACACGAGCUGCUGGCAAGAGGCAGAGACCACGAGGAUUAUAGAGAGAAACAUCUCCGUGGAGCGUUAGAAAAAAUAGAGACUGCUCAGUUAUUCCACAGCAGUUUUUCCAGGAGAAAAUCCAAAUCUGGCAGUUCUGCAGCAGUAGCCGGAGUGCCAGGAAUCGGGAAAACAACAAUGGUACAGAAGAUUGUUUAUGACUGGGCCGCGGGGAAAAUAUUCCAACAAUUCCAGUUUGUCUUCAGUUUCAAAUUCCGGGAUUUAAACUCAAUUAACUGCAGAAUAAACCUGAGGGAACUGAUUCUGGAUCAGUAUCCUUACUUUGGGAAUAUCCUGAGAGAGGUCUGGAAGAACCCAGAGGCAUUGCUGUUUAUAUUCGAUGGUUUGGAUGAAUUCAAGCACACAAUUGAUUUUGCGGACAGUCGGAGAUACACAGAACCCAAGCACCAGUGCCCAGAUCCCGAGUGGUGGUGUGAAGUGUCGGACAUUGUGUACAGUUUAAUCCAGGGCAAGCUGCUCCCAGGGUGUUCAGUGCUGGUGACCACCCGCCCCACUGCGUUACAUUUAUUGGAAAAGGCGGAGAUCAGUGUCCGGGCUGAAAUCCUGGGAUUUGUUGGUGAGGAACGGAAGGAAUAUUUCAUCAAGCAUUUUGAAGAUCAGAUGGUGGCAGCAGCUCUUUUCAAACACGUGCAGGAGAACGAGAUCCUGUACACCAUGAGCUACAACCCCUCCUACUGCUGGAUCCUCGCUCUGGCACUGGGCCCCUUCUUCACACAAAGAGUCAGGGACCCGCAGAGAGUUCCCAAGACCAUCACCCAUAUGUACUCCUACUAUAUUUACAAUAUCCUAAAAAAUCACGGCCGUGAGAUUGAGAGACCCCGUGAUGUGUUUCUCAGGGUGGGUCAGAUGGCCUACAGAGGAGUGUCUGAGAGGAAGAUUGUGUUUACAGACGGAGAUUUGAUCAACUACACUCUGCAGCCUUCCCAGUUCCUGUCCGGGUUCCUGAUGGAGCUUUUGGAGAGAGAGGAUUCUGCCCACAGCGUGGUGUACACAUUCCCACACCUCACCAUCCAAGAGUUUGUAGCUGCAGUCGCACAAUUCCUGACUGUACAUCCCGAGGAUAUCCUGAAAUUCCUCACUGAAGCCCACAAGACGGAAGAUGGGCGAUUUGAGGUAUUUCUCCGUUUUGUUGCUGGUCUCUCCAACCCAAUGACAGCUCGGGGCCUGGAGGAGUUUCUGGGUCCAUUUCUUCAUCAAACAACCUGCCGGGUGAUUGACUGGGUGAAGGAAGAGGCUAAACGCCAGAGUAGAAACACUGGUGACAUUGGUAGAAGGAGACUCCUGAACACAUUGCACUACCUGUUUGAGUCUCAGAAUCGUGGACUGGCUCAGGCCGCACUGGGAUCUCUGAAAACACUUUCAUUCAGUGGAAUGACACUGACCCCGGUUGACUGCGCCGUCCUGUCUCAUGCCAUCGGACUCUCUGAUACUAUAAAAUAUCUCAACCUGGAGCGCUGCCACAUUCAGUGUGAAGGAAUCCAGCGGCUGGGACCCGGGCUGAACAAGUGCCAGGAGUUGAGUCUCGGGGAGAAUGACCUGGGAGAUUCAGGAGUGAAACUGGUGUCUGCGGCUCUGAGGAACCCGGAGUGUAAAAUACAGAAACUGUGGCUGGAGAGAGUCGGUCUCACAGAUUCUGGGGCCGAGGAUCUCGCCUCCGCUCUCAGUACAAACCCAUCACUGACGGAGCUGGACCUGAGUGGUAAUAAACUGGGAGAUUCAGGAGUGAAACUGGUGUCUGCGGCUCUGAGGAACCCGGAGUGUAAAAUACAGAAACUGUUGCUGGAGGAUGUCGGUCUCACAGAUUCUGGGGCCGAGGAUCUCGUCUCUGCUCUCAGUACAAAACCAUCACUGACGGAGCUGUACCUGAGUGGUAAUAAACUGGGGGAUUCAGGAGUGAAACUGGUGUCUGCGGCUCUGAGGAACCCGGAGUGUAAAAUACAGAAACUGUGGCUGAGGGAUGUCGGUCUCACAGAUUCUGGGGCCGAGGAUCUCGUCUCCGCUCUCAGUACAAAACCAUCACUGACGUGGCUGGACCUGAGAUACAACUCUCUGACAGACCGAUCUGUCCCCGCUCUCCGCCGCCUCAUACUGACCCUCCCAAGUCUGGAGCAGAUCGGGUGAGUGUUUGUGUUAAUGUUCAAUGUGAUAAAAUGUCAGCGGAUCCGCGGGUUUUCUGGUGAUAUUUGUCUGUGAGUGUUGUUGAAACAUUAACCCCGGUCCCCUGUUACUGACCCUGUUGUGUGAUCAGUUUAUUCCAUCUUCAUUCUCCCAUCUGUUUCAGGCUGGAGGGGAAUCGGUUCAGUGAGACCGGGAUGAAGGAACUGAGAUCUCUGCAGGGAGUCAGACCCGGACUGGAAGUGAUCGUGUGAACAUCCCCGCCCGUGGAAUGGAGCCGAUUCCCCCCCCUCCCCUUUAACUACCCUCCCCCUCCCCUUUAACUACCCCUCCCCCUCCCCUUUAACUCACCCCUCCCCCUCCCCUUUAACUACCCCUCCCCCUCCCCUUUAACUACCUCUCCCCCUCUCCUUUAACUACCCCUCCCCCUCCCCUUUAACUCCCCCUCCCCUUUAACUCCCGCCCUUACCUUUAAUGGCCGCGCGCCGGGUCUGAUUCCCAACGGUUUUAACGGAACCGGCUCCGGUCUCGAGCUCGGUGAUCUCGGAAGCGCUCCCGCCGUGACGUAUUUCCGCCCGCUGUCCGGCGGCGCCACUUCCGCCGGAUGUGCGGGUCCGAGACUCUCCCGCGUGACACCCCGGGGAAUUCCCCGGAUGGGAGGAGCCCGGGGGGCCGGGGCUCAGUCUGGGACACCGGUGUCCCGGGAGAGAAUCCUUUUGCCCCCUCUGCUGAGGACGGGGCAUUCGGCUGUCCGGCCAAUAUAAUGGUGUUAAAUUGACAAAUACCUCGGCAAUGACCUUGGAUCCGCAGCGAUCCCGGACACGGCCCCGGAGUGUGAUUGGAUGCAGAGUGACGGGGAGGAACGGGACUGAUUAAUCUACCGGUCACCGGUUGUCGCCGGUCAGUUAAUUCUGUGUGACUGUGAGUGAGUCGGGAACAGUGUGGCGACCCACUUUCUGCGCAGGCGCACCGGCUCACAAAUACCCAGGGAUCAAAUGCCAGCACCAGGAAGUUUGAAUAAACUAGUCUGGAACAGAUUUACCGACUGCCAGUCGUUGUCUCUAACUCUGUAUGUAGUACAUCGCUACAACAGCUUAUUUACUCCCGCAAGUCAGCAGCUCACAUACUGUUUAAUUUGCAUUUAUCAUGAUGAAAUCAAUAAACCGCUGUAACUUCC